AUGAUUGAAAGGAAAUUGAAAAAGAAUAGUGUGGCUCUUGAUAUUGUUAACUUUGAUGAGGAAAAUGAGGGAAAGCCCAAGAAGCUUGAGGCACUAGUUGCUGCUGUGAAUAAUAAUGAUAGAAGUCGUGUUAUGCAUAUUCAUCCUGGUCCAAGUGCUCUUUUUGAUGUGCUUAUCAGUAGAUGGUGGUGGUGUUGUAGGCAAAAGAUGCAUUGGAAUGGGCUUAUAGAGGAGAAAGUGCUGUCAAGGACAGCAGCGUCAAGGUGCUAUUACGAUUCACAGCAGCGCCCCAACGCUGUGAACGACAGGGAGGAGAAGGGAGGGAGAAGGGAAGAGAAGGGGGAAGGAGGAUGUGGAGGAGACGGCAGGCGGUGGAGGUGCUGCUACAAUUCACAGAAGCGCCUUGACGCUGUGAACGCCAGGGACAAUAAGGGAGGGAGGGGGAAGAGGAGGUGGAGGAGGCGGCACCUCGCUAAUCUUUCAAAGCCGUUGGCCUACCGGGAAAUCGAGGCCCUCCAGACGCUGUAA
This is a messenger RNA of Fraxinus pennsylvanica, 528 nucleotides long. The record is from the annotation of a GenBank genome assembly. NCBI's taxonomy places the organism in Eukaryota, Viridiplantae, Streptophyta, Magnoliopsida, Lamiales, Oleaceae.